AUGGCUGUACCUAAAGCUACGACGAUAAAAGAAGCCAUUAAGCGCUGGGAGGAGAAGACUGGUCAGCAUGCAGCAACAGCGACAGAAGUCUGUCUAGUAUUCCAAUGGCCACCCAUCGAGAAAAUGGACAAUACACUGGCGAGUCUUUCUUGUUGCGAGAAACUAAGUCUAUCGACGAAUAUGAUAGAAAAAGUAUCAUGCCUGAACACUCUGAAGAAGUUACGAGUACUUUCUUUGGGGCGAAACUACAUCAAAUCUUUUGCUGGAAUGGAAUGCCUGGGCGAUACCUUAGAAGAAUUGUGGCUUUCAUAUAAUUUAGUUGAGAAACUGAAGGGAAUCAAUGUACUGCGGAACUUGAAAGUUUUAUACAUGAGCAAUAACUUAGUUAAGGAGUGGAGCGAGUUUAACAAGUUACAAGAGCUGCCAAAUUUGGAGGAUCUUCUUUUCGUUGGCAAUCCAUUAUAUGACGCCUGUGAAUUAGAUACAUGGCGUUCAGAGGCUGCCCGUCGCCUGCCCAACUUGAAGAAACUUGACGGCGAGACUGUGUUGAGGGAGGAUGAUCCGCCGCUAACAGUUGCUGAUAUGCAGCCGGACGGUGGUGACGCGGUGGAGACUUUAGUCAGCGCAGAAACUAAUGAUUAG
Molecule: messenger RNA, 642 nt
Organism: Pieris brassicae (large cabbage white)
Lineage: Eukaryota; Metazoa; Arthropoda; Insecta; Lepidoptera; Pieridae
Product: dynein axonemal light chain 1-like
Exons: 5
Coding region: 1-642 (213 amino acids)
Cellular component (GO): cytoplasm
Molecular function (GO): protein kinase binding
Source: RefSeq, a predicted model, not a curated record